Messenger RNA from Tigriopus californicus, 1135 nucleotides. Its product is annotated as zinc phosphodiesterase ELAC protein 1-like. Bases 1 to 1095 code for a protein of 364 amino acids. The record is from RefSeq and is a predicted model, not a curated record. Gene Ontology annotation, cellular component: nucleus. The transcript has a single exon. Gene Ontology annotation, molecular function: 3'-tRNA processing endoribonuclease activity. Lineage: Eukaryota; Metazoa; Arthropoda; Copepoda; Harpacticoida; Harpacticidae.
AUGAAUAUCGUAUUCUUGGGCACGGCCUCCUGUUUUCCCACUCCGUCCAGGGGCGUGUCCUGUACCGCCCUCCAAUUGGAAGAAGGUCACGUCUGGCUUUUUGAUUGUGGAGAGGGCACUCAGAUACAAAUUCAAAAGAGUCGAAUCCGACCUGGCAAGGUGAACCGAAUCUUCAUUACUCACUUACACGGAGAUCACGUUUUUGGCCUACCGGGUCUCUUGUGUACUUUGGGGAAUGGGGGUAACACUGAGAAGAAAUCGGUUCACAUUUAUGGGCCUUUGGGUCUGAGAAACCUACUAGCUACGACUUUUGAAAUAAGUGGAUCACCAUUGCCUUAUGACUACCACGUCCAUGAACUUAUCCCUGAAUCUUGGCAAUUCCCCACUGAUCGUGAAUACAAUGUCACAGCGUUGGAACGAGAAUAUAUAAACCCAAGAGAAACUUCAACCACGAAGAUAUUAUACGAUCCAAUCACAAAAAGUUGGCCCUUGUUCAAUGAUGGCAAAUACAUCGUUGUGGCUGGAGCUUUGACUCAUCGGAUUCCUUGCUUCGGGUUCAUUAUUCAAGAGCGAGAUCAAUUGGGUUCCUUGGAUGUGAAAAAGCUCAAAGAGUUGGGACUGUCGCCGGGACCAAAAUACGCCUUGUUAAAGAAUGGAAAACGUGUGGCCUUGGAUAAUGGAGACGUGAUUGAACCUUUGGAUGUGACGGGUCCAAUCAAAAAAGGGCGAAAGAUCGUAAUACUCGGAGAUACUUGUGAUAACUCACCCAUGACACAUUUGGACAUGGAUUGUACCAUUAUUCUCCAUGAGGCUACCAUGGAAGAGAGCCUGAGGGAGAAGGCCAUACAGUAUGGGCAUUCCACGCCCAAAAUGGCCGCUGCAUUUGCCGCCGAGAUCAAUGCCCAAAGACUUUGUCUGUUUCACGUAAGUCCGCGAUAUCGACCGAUUUCAUCGGUGACGACUUCGGAAAACGAGGAAGAUGCCGAGAAUUUGUCGGCAAAAAUUUUGCUAGACGAGGCUCAAAAUCAUUUGACCAAAAUGGAGUUCAAAUGCGGACUUGAUAUUGCAGAAGAUUUUGGGGAAAUAAAACUUUGAACCAUGGUGGGUUGACCGUGUGCCUAUCCGUGCCUAUCAA